Pararge aegeria (speckled wood butterfly) is the source of this 366-nucleotide messenger RNA. RefSeq lists its product as uncharacterized. Bases 1 to 366 code for a protein of 121 amino acids. The transcript is spliced from 2 exons. NCBI's taxonomy places the organism in Eukaryota, Metazoa, Arthropoda, Insecta, Lepidoptera, Nymphalidae. The record is from RefSeq and is a predicted model, not a curated record.
AUGACUAACUUGGACAGAAAGAACAUUAAUAUAACCGUUAACAACACCACUAUAGAACAAGUAAGGAAAUAUGUCUAUUUAGGGCAGAAGAUCAGGAUGCGCAAGGAUAACCAAAAUAAUGAGAUUCACAGACGAGUAAGGCUCAUAUGUAUCAAGACAAGUAGCGUAUGGACGUGGGCCGGACAUAUAGCUUGGAAGGAGAACGCUUGGUGCAAACGUCUCCUCGAAUGGAAGACAUGGGGAGAAAAGUGCCCUCAUGGACGACCACAAAUGCGCUGGAAGGACGACGUGAAGAAGGUAGCCGGUUCGAAUUGGAUCCACACAGCUCAAUGUCGCGAGAAGUGGAAGAUCUUGAAGGAGGCCUAA